CCAAGAGAAUCCACUGUUUGUCUAAAAAUGGAGUGGCUUUACUAAUCUGUUAAUUAGAUUACUGUUCUUGCCUUAGUGCCGCUUGUGUCCUUAUGCAUACCUACAAGUCACUUUAACGACACCAGUUGUGUCUAGCUCUAUAUUUCUUUUUUACUCCCCAUGUACACUAUUUUAUUAAGUAUGAGUUGCUCAGAGAGUUAACUACAAAUUUGGUGAUAAAUGCUGCCCAGGAUGGCCGUUUUGACAUUAGCUUUAGUUAGUUUUAUCUGCUGGAUAAGUCUUGGUAAUGUAAGUGGAAAUGAGAAGAUUAACUCAGACAACAUCACUCGCAUUUUGGAUCGACUUUUGGAUGGUUAUGACAACAGACUGCGACCUGGAUCUGGAGGUGGUGUCACAGAGGUGAAAACAGACAUCUUUGUCACCAGCUUUGGACCCGUUUCAGAUGUUGAGAUGGAGUUCACCAUGGACAUGUUCUUCCGUCAGAUGUGGGUUGAUGAGCGGCUAAAAUUCGAGGGCCCCACUGAAAUCCUGCGACUGAACAACCGCAUGGUGGACAAGAUCUGGACGCCAGACACUUUCUUCCGAAACUCCAAGAAGUCCAUUUCUCAUAACACAACAUCGCCUAACAAACUCUUCCGUAUCAUGCAGAACGGGACUGUCCUCUACACCAUGAGACUGACAAUCAGCGCAGAGUGUCCAAUGAGGCUGAUGGACUUCCCCAUGGACGGCCAUGCCUGUCCCCUCAGGUUUGGAAGCUAUGCUUACACAAGCAGUGAAAUCAUGUUCACUUGGAGGAAGGGGCCAAUAGCAUCUGUCGAGUGUCCCACAGAGUCCAUGAGUCUUCUGCAGUAUGAUCUGGUGGGACAGACGUUGUCCACUGAGCUAUUCAAAUCCAACACAGGUCACUACUCUGUGAAGGUGGUCCAUUUCCACCUCCAGAGGAAGCUGGGCUACUAUCUCAUUCAGACUUACAUCCCUCUAAUCAUGGUUGUUGUGCUGUCACAAGUCUCUUUUUGGAUCAACAAAGAGUCUGUUCCUGCACGCACAGUUGCUGGCAUCACCACAGUGCUGACCAUGACCACCUUGAGCAUCAGUGCCCGAGAGUCACUUCCCAAAGUAGCGUAUGCCACCGCCAUGGAUUGGUUCAUCGCUGUGUGUUUUGCCUUUGUGGCGUCGGCUCUAGUUGAGUUUGCAGCAGUAAACUACUUCGCCACCCUCCAGGCCAACCGUCUGAAGGAACAGAAAGCUAGACAAGACAAGCUUGAGGUUUUGGCUACCGGCAGCGAGGAUGGAGACACAAUUUCGUCGGACAGCAGCCCUCAGGAAAGCCUGAAGAGGAGAAACCACUCAGUGUGUCGCAGUGAGCCAGGAGAUGCUCCACCGGUGCCGAUUUUCCUCCAGCAGGGCUCAGCUUUUCCCCAAAUCCCUCAGCUGGCCGGCACCAGCCCCAUCGACGCCUACGCCCGUAUCCUCUUCCCCCUGGCCUUCGCCCUUUUCAAUUUAGUCUACUGGUACAUCUACCUGGCCAAGGACAGCAUGGAGAGUGCCAGGGACAUACAACUUCAAAACUAAGAGGACCUGGGAAAGGGCACAUGCAGUCGGAGAGACCUUCAGCAUCCAACCAGCCUCACCUCACCCUCCUCUCUCUCUCUCUCUCUCUCUCUCUCUCUCUCUCUCUGUCUCUCUCUCUCUCUCUCUCUUUGUGUCUGUGUGUGUGUGUGUGUGUGUGUGAACAAGCUCUCAGCAGUCACUCUGCUCUCAUCUGACAGAGGAAAUGAAUCAGAAACUCAUUUAUUCUCCUGCCGCACAUCUAUUCAUUUCACAGGCUGUGACCACUGCCCACUUGUGUUCUGAUCAGUAGCUGAAGAGCUGCCCUUCACGGGCCUCAAUCACUUUAAAGCCUGCCGCGUACACACAACAACUUCUCAGGCCCCCGGACCGAGAGAGACUCCACACACACACACACACACACACACACAUACAGUAUGCAUGACACUCAGACACACACACACACACACACACACACACACACACACACACACACACACACACACAAAACCAAGAAACACAUCAAAAAGAAGUGGAUGAUAUAAUCUAUGAUGGCUGUAACUGGUGGUGAUGCAACAGUGAACCAAUGCUUUCAGAAGCCUGCCCUCUACAGAAACACAGCUCCCACUACAACAAGAUCAAAGGCAAUUUAGAGGAGGCUCGCAUCCCUCCCCGCGGCUUCAAAAAUGUACUCAAACCUGAGAAAAUGAAUUGUGGGAUUGUGUUUUCCAUCCCACCUUUCUGCUCUGGCGCUCUGGUGCUCCCUUUGCAUUCUCAGAUCCACUGCAGGUCCUCUGAAGACAUUGCAGGGAAGAGUAGGAUAUAAUACCCAUGGGUGUUGAUGACAUUAAUUUUCUAUUUUCGUAUGGAUGGCGCAUGAUUGUUGGGCGCAGAUGUUUGUAUGUGAAGUGUCUGCUCGUAUCGGAUGGAGUGAUGUUGUUUUUUUGUUUUUUUUUGUCCUGUAACAUAAAAACUGAAGGAAUAAACUUGAUCUUAACUUGACAUUUAGACCACUUUAACCCUGCAGAGCAUCCCAUUGUUUGACCUUGUCAGGGUAUAGACAAACUUAUCUUCCAUGUAAUAAACAUAAAAAUAAAACAAGCCUGAAAUUAA
This is a messenger RNA of Dicentrarchus labrax (European seabass), 2661 nucleotides long. It is a transcript of the gene gabra6a, whose product is annotated as gamma-aminobutyric acid type A receptor subunit alpha6a. The transcript has 10 exons. The record is from RefSeq and is a predicted model, not a curated record. Bases 220 to 1572 code for a protein of 450 amino acids. Gene Ontology annotation, cellular component: synapse; dendrite membrane; postsynapse. Gene Ontology annotation, molecular function: GABA-A receptor activity; transmitter-gated monoatomic ion channel activity involved in regulation of postsynaptic membrane potential; GABA-gated chloride ion channel activity. Gene Ontology annotation, biological process: regulation of postsynaptic membrane potential; gamma-aminobutyric acid signaling pathway; synaptic transmission, GABAergic. Lineage: Eukaryota; Metazoa; Chordata; Actinopteri; Moronidae.